AUGAUCUUUAUUCUUAAAGGUGAAAUCGAAGUGAAUACAUUUGAAGAUUUGACCUUUGUAGAUGCAGCCAUGUUCCAGAGUACUGCAGGAGAAGCUUACUUUGCAAUCUUCUUCAUUAUGAGUGUAUCAGGAAUGUUUGGCAAUGUCUGCUCCCUCAUCGCGGUAGCCAAAUCUCCAGUCCUUCGAAGACACAACAAUGUAUUCCUGAUCAGCAUGACCUGUAUGGACAUCUUAGUCACAGGCUUGGUUGAACCUUUGAUCAUGGUCCAGACCUACUAUGAAACCUGGCCUUUCAAUCAUGCUUCCUGUAAAGCAUUCAACUACAUCCUUGUCUUGUUUUCUGGAAACUCCCUAACCACCGUUACAUUCUUGACCUUGCAGCGGUUCGUAAAGAUAACAAAAUCUGCGGCUUUGUACGAAAAGGUAUUUGGUGGUUACAAGGUGUACUUUUAUUUCAUCCAAGUGUGGGUCAUCGGCAUCAUUUUGACGAUCAUGCCAGAGUUUGGAUUCGGACGGAUAUCCUACAUUCCCAUCUUCUCGCUAUGUUCCUGGGACCCAGAGGAUUUCCAUUCGUGGCUUUACAUGGCUGUCCUCAUGAGUGUUGCAGGGUUGUACCUGUCCCAGCAGCAUAUUAUCUGA
This is a messenger RNA of Lytechinus pictus (painted urchin), 639 nucleotides long. Its product is annotated as melatonin receptor type 1B-like. NCBI's taxonomy places the organism in Eukaryota, Metazoa, Echinodermata, Echinoidea, Temnopleuroida, Toxopneustidae. Gene Ontology annotation, biological process: G protein-coupled receptor signaling pathway; phototransduction; cellular response to light stimulus. The record is from RefSeq and is a predicted model, not a curated record. Bases 1 to 639 code for a protein of 212 amino acids. Gene Ontology annotation, molecular function: G protein-coupled photoreceptor activity. The transcript has a single exon. Gene Ontology annotation, cellular component: plasma membrane.